This is a messenger RNA of Silurus meridionalis, 13935 nucleotides long. RefSeq names its product ankyrin 2b, neuronal (gene ank2b). The record is from RefSeq and is a predicted model, not a curated record. Gene Ontology annotation, molecular function: protein binding. The transcript has 53 exons. Gene Ontology annotation, cellular component: T-tubule. The coding region runs from base 535 to 11301 and encodes 3588 amino acids. NCBI's taxonomy places the organism in Eukaryota, Metazoa, Chordata, Actinopteri, Siluriformes, Siluridae. Gene Ontology annotation, biological process: signal transduction; regulation of cardiac muscle contraction; protein localization to T-tubule.
UUUUUUCUGAUGGUUGUUAAUGUAGUCCUGAAGCAGUGCAGUGUAGCCCACCGAGGGAUAGGUUACCCCCUCAUUCUGUCUCUCUUGGGAUCACUUAUUGAGCUUCUCCCAUCCCAUCAUCUUUCUAUAUCUCACACAUUCGUGUCAUUUGUCUUACGCUGUUACACAGAGACGAGACAGAGAUGGACUAGUCUAUUCAGAGAGCUGUCGUGGGUGGACUACAGCCUCUCUCUCUCUUUCUCUUUCACUCUGGUUUACUUCUGAUCUUAUCCUAUACCCCUCCUUUUUUGCAUUGUUUCUCUCGCAUACACUCCACCACCUGAGUUGGACGCUGUAACCCAGAGUGAGGAGGAGGCUGCUCUUGAGUCUGGACUAGUCAAUUCAGAAAGCUCUUGUGCCUGUCUCAUUCUCCUUCUGCGCUAUUGCAAAGAGUGCAGGUGGUCCUUCUCUGCCCUUGGGCAGGAAAGUCACCUGCUGUUGUAAGUUGGACAUCUCUGGUAUUUUUUAUCUCUUUGUGGAGAACGUGUAUCCGUUAUGGCGCACGCGGCAGCGCAUCUCAAAAAGGCCCGGAUGGAGAUGGACCAGCAGCCGGACACCAAGGCACUGGAGAAGGCGCGUGAGAGAAGGAGACGCUCUCGAGAACGGGCUGAGCGCAGACGCAAGUCGGACAGCAACACCAGUUUCUUACGGGCUGCAAGAGCUGGGAACAUCGACAAGGUUCUGGAGUACCUUAAGGGUGGCGUGGACAUUGGCACUUGCAAUCAGAAUGGACUUAAUGCUCUGCACCUGGCAGCUAAGGAGGGGCACAUGGAUCUUGUCCAAGAGCUGCUGGAUAGAGGUGCCGCAGUGGACGCUGCAACGAAGAAAGGAAACACAGCUCUCCACAUUGCCUCUCUAGCAGGACAGGGGGAUGUGGUGAAGAUCCUGGUCAAACGUGGAGCGGACAUCAAUUCACAAUCACAGAAUGGUUUCACCCCCUUAUAUAUGGCUGCUCAAGAGAACCAUUUAGAUGUGGUUCGCUACCUUCUGGAAAACGGAGGAAACCAGAGCACAGCAACAGAGGAUGGCUUCACUCCUUUAGCCAUCGCGCUACAGCAGGGUCAUAAUCAGAUUGUCUCCGUCCUCCUGGAAAAUGACACUAAGGGUAAGGUGCGUCUCCCUGCCCUGCACAUUGCCGCCCGUAAGGAUGACACGAAGUCAGCUGCCCUGCUGCUCCAGAAUGACCACAACGCUGAUGUCCAGUCCAAGAUGAUGGUCAAUAGGACUACUGAGAAUGGAAAGAGUGGAUUUACGCCACUGCAUAUCGCAGCUCACUAUGGGAAUGUCAAUGUGGCGACCUUACUCCUAAAUCGAGGAGCUGCUGUGGACUUUACUGCAAGGAAUGGAAUUACACCAUUACACGUGGCGUCUAAGAGGGGAAACGCAAACAUGGUCCGGCUGUUGUUGGACAGAGGGGCAAAGAUUGAUGCCAAAACAAGGGAUGGCCUUACACCUUUACACUGUGCAGCAAGGAGUGGACACGACCCAGCAGUGGAGCUCUUGUUGGAAAGAGGAGCUCCAAUUCUAGCCAGAACCAAGAAUGGCCUGUCUCCUCUCCACAUGGCAGCACAGGGUGACCAUGUCGAGUGUGUUAAACACCUGCUGCAGCACAAGGCACCGGUGGAUGAUGUCACACUGGACUACCUGACUGCACUCCAUGUUGCUGCUCACUGUGGCCAUUACAGAGUCACAAAGCUUCUGCUUGACAAAAGGGCCAAUCCCAACGCUCGGGCACUGAAUGGCUUCACACCUCUUCAUAUCGCCUGCAAAAAGAACAGAGUGAAGGUGAUGGAGCUUCUUGUCAAGUACGGAGCUUCCAUUCAGGCCAUCACUGAGUCUGGCCUCACCCCUAUACAUGUGGCAGCUUUCAUGGGCCACCUCAGCAUUGUUCUCUUACUGCUUCAGAAUGGAGCAUCUCCUGAUGUCAGCAACAUACGUGGUGAGACAGCCCUGCAUAUGGCUGCUCGAGCUGGUCAGGUGGAAGUGGUGCGCUGCCUGCUAAGAAAUGGUGCAAUGGUUGAUGCAAGAGCUAGAGAGGACCAGACUCCACUUCACAUUGCCUCUCGUUUGGGAAAAACAGAGAUUGUCCAGCUGCUACUGCAGCAUAUGGCUCAUCCAGAUGCCUCUACAACCAAUGGCUACACACCUCUGCACAUCUCUGCUCGUGAGGGGCAGCUGGACGUAGCGUCAGUACUCCUUGAGGCUGGAGCUUCUCAUUCCCUACCAACUAAGAAAGGAUUUACUCCUCUACAUGUUGCAUCUAAGUAUGGAAGCCUUGACGUGGCAAAGCUCUUGUUGCAGCGUCGAGCCCCUCCAGAUGCAGCAGGGAAAAAUGGCCUCACACCUCUCCAUGUCGCUGCACAUUAUGAUAACCAGAAGGUGGCACUACUGCUUUUGGAUAAAGGGGCUUCUCCCCAUGCCAUGGCCAAGAACGGAUAUACUCCCCUCCACAUAGUGGCAAAGAAAAACCAGAUGCAGAUUGCCAAUACUCUGCUGCAGUAUGGAGCUGAAACAAACAUUCUGACCAAGCAAGGGGUGACGCCACUUCACCUGGCCUCCCAGGAGGGCCACAGUGACAUGACGGCCCUGCUGCUGGAAAAAGGAGCCAAUGUCAAUGUGCCCACUAAGAGUGGACUUACGGCUCUUCAUCUUACUGCCCAGGAAGAUAAAGUCAGUGUUGCUGAAAUCUUAGUUAAACAUGGUGCCAAUCUUGACCUUCAAACUAAAUUGGGUUACACACCUCUAAUCGUCGCCUGCCACUAUGGAAAUGCCAAGAUGGUCAACUUCCUUUUGAAAAACAAUGCCAGUGUCAAUGCCAAAACAAAGAAUGGAUACACUCCUCUCCACCAAGCUGCACAACAGGGCAACACACACAUCAUCAACGUUCUGCUGCAGUAUGGAGCCAAACCCAAUGCUACCACUGCGAAUGGAAACACGGCCCUUGCCAUUGCUCGUCGUCUGGGUUACAUUUCAGUCGUAGACACAUUAAAAGUAGUUACAGAGGAGGUUAUUACCACAACAACAACUGUGACCGAGAAACACAAACUGAACGUGCCAGAGACCAUGACUGAGGUCCUUGAUGUAUCUGAUGAGGAAGGCAGCCACUAUGGCUUUGACAACAGAAGUCCACUUUCAGGCUUCAGUGAGGACACUAUGACAGGCGACGGAGGAGAAUAUCUGAGAGCGGAGGACCUAAAGGAGUUGGGAGAUGAUUCUUUGCCUGGUCAAUACUUGGAUGGCAUGAAUUACCUCAGGUUCAGUCUAGAAGGCAGCCGCUCUGAAAGUCGCUUCCACAGUAUGGACAGGUCCUACAUGUCUAAUCGUUAUGGCUAUUACUCACCAAAACAUGAAGGCAUGAUGGAUGAUACAAUCAACAGUUACCAGGUGUCAUCUCUUGCUAAUGAGAAAGACCCAUUUAGACUGAACUGGGAGACGGAAAACCUAGACAAUAUUGCACUCUCCUCCAGUGCUGCUCAAUCUGGCCAUUCUUCUCCGUGCCAUGAACAUGACAGCAGCAGCUUUCUUGUCAGUUUCAUGGUGGAUGCCCGAGGCGGUGCCAUGCGAGGGUGCCGCCAUAAUGGCCUGCGCAUCAUCAUCCCUCCCAGGAAGUGUGGCGCUCCAACCCGAGUAACAUGUCGCCUAGUGAAACGACAUCGUUUAGCAACCAUGCCCCCGAUGGUCGAAGGAGAUGGGCUAGCUAGCCGAAUUAUUGAGGUCGGACCAUCUGGUGCUCAAUUUCUCGGUAAGCUCCAUCUCCCUACUGCCCCGCCCCCUCUGAAUGAGGGCGAGAGUUUGGUUAGCCGCAUCCUUCAGCUGGGGCCACCAGGGACCAAAUUCCUGGGCCCAGUAAUUGUGGAGAUUCCACAUUUUGCUGCUCUGCGGGGGAAGGAGAGAGAACUGGUGAUCCUGCGCAGUGAGACAGGAGAAAGCUGGAAAGAGCAUCAGUGUGAAUAUACAGAAGAGGAACUCAAUCAAAUCCUUAAUGGCAUGGACGAAGACUUGGAUCCUCCAGAAGAGCUGGAGAGGAAGCGUAUUUGCCGCCUAAUCACCCGGGACUUCCCACAGUACUUCGCAGUGGUCUCAAGGAUCAAACAGGACAGUAAUUUGAUUGGUCCAGAAGGUGGGAUUUUGAGCAGCACAGUGGUACCACAAGUUCAGGCUGUCUUUCCAGAAGGUGCACUUACAAAACGCAUUCGAGUGGGAUUACAGGCUCAGCCUGUGAACGUAGAUAUGGUGAGAAAGAUCUUGGGAAACAAAGCUACAUUUAGUCCUAUAGUCACCCUGGAACCCCGUAGGCGAAAGUUUCAUAAACCCAUCACAAUGACCAUUCCUGUCCCCAAGACAUCCACUGACCCCAUACAUAACAGCUUUGGAGGAGAUACACCAACACUCCGCUUGCUAUGCAGCAUCACAGGUGGAACAACACCAGCUCAGUGGGAGGAUAUUACUGGAACCACACCUUUAACUUUCAUAAAUGACUGUGUGUCAUUUACUACAAAUGUUUCUGCAAGAUUCUGGCUAAUAGAUUGUCGACAGGCCCAUGAAUCAGUCAACUUCGCCACACAGGUGUAUCGGGAGAUCAUUUGUGUGCCGUACAUGGCCAAAUUUGUCAUCUUUGCCAAAACCCAUGAUCCGAUAGAAGCACGUCUGCGCUGUUUCUGCAUGACCGAUGACAAGAUAGAUAAAACUCUAGAACAGCAGGAGAACUUCACAGAGGUGGCUCGGAGUCGAGAUGUGGAGGUAUUAGAAGGAAAACCCAUUUAUGCGGACUGCUUUGGAAAUCUAGUCCCCCUUACCAAGAGUGGCCAACAUCAUAUUUUCAGCUUUUUUGCCUUUAAAGAAAACCGACUUUCUCUAUUUAUAAAGAUACGAGAUAAUACGCAGGAGCCUUGUGGUCGAUUGUCCUUCAUGAAAGAACCAAGGACAUAUAGGAGUUUGGCCCACAAUGCUAUAUGCAACCUAAAUAUUGCUCUACCAACGUAUGCUAAGGAAUCAGAUUCAGACCAAGAGCAUGAUGAGGAGACUAGCGGAACACUUGAAAGAUAUGAUGAAGAUACAGAGACAUCCAUCCUGAAAACUCACUUGAUUCAAGAUUCUCCUGCUCUUGCAAGCCCAGAUUUACUUUCUGAGGUGUCAGAGAUGAAACAAGAUCUGAUCAAAAUGACUGCCAUUCUGACCACUGAUGCCUCUGAGAAGUCAAACUCUAUGCAUGGGGAUAGUCUAGAGAAAGGGGUGGAGGAGGUGUCAGGGGAGCCUUUUGAAAUAAUGGAAAAGGUUAAAGAGGAUUUGGAGAAAGUUAAUGAAAUCCUAAGGAGUGGGACAUAUGAAGAUAAGGUUGUUGAAGAGUCAGCAAAAGCUGAAUGUCGUCCAUAUAGAAAGGACGAGGAGUGGGUUCUUCUUUCGGACUGUGAAAUUGAGGAGGCCAAAAUGAUGGCAGCUUUUGACACCCAGGAGGCACUUCUUAAGGAUAUUCGCGGUAGCCGUGGGUCACAGACACAAAAGGCUAUAGACCAUAAAGAGUACCUUCUAGAUGCACCUGUGAAAUCUGGAGCUGCAGUGCAGGAGAGCAUGGUACAGGAAAAGUUCACUGAAGUUGUUUUGCGCAAAGGUGGCAAAAAAAUUGUACCAACUGGGAUCAAAGAUACUAAAAUUCCUGUGGCUGAAGUGAAAAAGCCCAUACGAAGAAAAGGGCCUCAUGGACAGAGUGAUGAACAUAAUGUGUCCAGUUUAAAAUCAGCUUCUAAUGAGCGAGCAGAAAAAACACACAGAGAGGAUGGCCUAUUGCAUGCACCCUCAAACCAGAAGAAUUCACCUGUAUCUCCAGUAAUUGAAGAAACACCCAUUGGCUCAAUCAAAGACAAAGUGAAAGCACUUCAAAAGAAGGUGGAGGAGGAACAAAGAGGCCGCAAGCAGACUGGCAGCAAACCCCCUCCUGGGCCUUUGGAAAAAAAAUCAUCUCCUGCUAUUAAAAAUCAAAAAACACCAACCAUUAAUAAGACACAAGUUCCUAUUAAACCAACCAAAAAUGAGCCAGAGAGGCUAGAAGAAACAAUGUCAGUAAAAGAACUCAUGAGGGCUUUUCAGACAGGACAAGAUCCUUCAAAGGAAAAGUCUGGACUUUUUGAACAUAAAAAAAGUUCAGGACCAAAGCACGCAAAUGAAGGUCAAAUAAAGGAUACUCUGUCUACACAGCCCCAAUCUCAAGCAUCAGCACUUGGACAAGGAGUGUCACCUGAAACUACAAUAUGUGUUGACUCACAGAAUGUAAAAGAAUUUCAGACAAACACAGAAAUAGAAAGUUCUCAAGACUUAUGUUCCAAAGUAGAAGUUAAACCAAAAGACAGUGAUGCACUUGGUAACAGCUCUGAUAGUCAAAAAACUGAAGGGUUAGCUGUUUCCCCUUGUGCAAGCAUAGGUGAUGGUGAAGUCCACAUGAGCUCAGAGGACAGUGACAAACAUGAAGGCAUGGCAGAAACUUUGGAUACAAGUCCUGAAAGCCUUUCGUCACCAACCAAACAGCCAGGUCAAUGUAUAGAUGAAAUGCGCUCAAAAGUAGAAAAGGUUACAGCCAAAGAUGAGACAUGUACAUUGUCUUACUGCUCUUCCACUUGUACAAAGACUGCUGAUGAUCAGUCAACGCUUGGAUGCUUGUCUGUGAAAAAUGCAGUGGAUUAUCCUACAAAAAGUGAGUCCAUGUCUGCUUCUCAGGGCAAAACUGUUAAAUUUGUUGACGAAAAACUCUCUGUUGAUGAGGACAUUCAUUUGACAUCAUAUAAACCACCAAAAUCCCGAAAACUGACGAAAAGGGGUUCUGAAACUAUUGACAGUUUUUUGAGUGAUGAAGAACCAUCAGAUGGUCAACAACUAUCAACCUCAGCUGAUUACCUGGCUACACAUGGUUGUACUGGUUUAGUACUGCCUCUUAGACAUCAACAUUCAGAGACCACUAGUCCAGUAGCUGAUGAUUCUAUAACCAUUAGUCAUAAGGACUCAUUAGAAGGUAGCCCCCUUAUGGAAGACAACUCCUCCCAUAAAUCCCCAGACUCAAUUGAACCCAGUCCAACUAAAGACUCCCCAUGCUGUGACUCUCUAGAAAGCAGCCCUGUAGAACAGAAAAACAUCAUGGCUUUGCCUUCUACAGUAGAGCAACCCAGUGUGACUGCAGGGCACCUGACAUCCUCCAAAGCUUCUGAAUUACUCCCAGAAAAGUUGCAUAGAGUCCCCAGACACCAGGACGAUAGUGUCGACAAUGACAGUUGUGAGCAGACAUCUCAGCUGACGAGUUCGGGUAAGAGUCCAUUUUCCCCAGACACUCCAAGUUCUGAAGAGGUAAGUUAUGAGGUCAAUCCCGAAACCCCAGACCCUAUGGUCCUGUCCAUGUUGCUAAUUCCAUCUGUCAUACCUGAAGAUGCAGAGGGAGAUGUGUUGGACUGUGUCAUGACCCAGAAGAAAUUCACUCCUGAGGAAGAGAUGUUUAAAAUGGCUGCCAAAAUAAAAACAUUUGAUGAGAUGGAGCAAGAUGAAAAAGACAGAAAGGGCAAUAGCAAAAAUAUCUUCUCUCAGACCAUGAAUGAGUCUGAAAGAGAACAUGAAAGAUUCAUAUUGAUUGGGCCUGAAUCCAAAGUUGAAUCAGCCUCAGUGGAUGGCCUUGGGCCUACUGAGACAAAACAAGGGUCAGAGGUAGCACAAUCUAUUGAACCUACUAUUAAAGUACAACCUCCCUCUCCUUUUCCAGCAGGUGUGCAUGAGAUCCCUCAAACAUCUGAGGACAUGGCCCACACUGCAGCAUCAACCGAUGAUUCAGCAUUGGAGGGACCUCAGUCUGUCUCAGAAAAGCUUACAGCAAAACCCCAUCAGACCUCUCUACAAAAAGAAAUGCCGCUGCUUAGUAUGAAACAGUUAGAACAGACAAUAAGCAAUGAAGGCAUGGUUAAUAUACCACCUGAAAUAAACAAAGAAAAUGAGAAAAAGUCAGGGGAAAACAAAUAUGAUGACAAGGGUGAAAAGCAAAAAGAUCCAUCCAGCUACCAGGUAGUUUAUAACAAAUCACAUGAUCGCCAGAUGGAAGGUAAUAUAAAAGAUAACGUUAGAUCUGUAGGGACAUCUGAUUUUGGUUUAAACAGAGAAAGUUUAAGGACCGAACCUGAUUCUUUGACUAGUAUUAGUGGGCAAGCUGGGGAAACAGUUAAACCAGAAAUAUGUAUUUAUGAUGACACUGAAGAAGCUGAUUUAGAGGAAGAACUCCCAAAAACAAAAUCUAGAGGGGUAACUGCAAAAAGUCUGACUGACAACUGGAAUGCUUUGCGGGAGGAUGAUGAUGCCUUUGCAGCAAGAGUCAAAGAAGAGGAGCAAAAGAUUUUAGGUCUGGCAGUAGAUCGACAGUCUCAAGGUGCAACUCCAGACACUACACCAGGAAGGACACCCACAGAAGAAGGCACUCCAAUGAGUGAACAAAACCCUUUUCUUUUUCAAGAGGGUAAACUAUUUGAAAUGACUAGAAGUGGUGCAAUAGACAUGACCAAAAGAGGAUAUGAGGAGGAAGGCUUUGCUUAUUUUCAGAUAGGAGAGCAACCAAUUGAAGAAGCACUUAUAGAGGAUAUUAUAGAAGAACCUGCUGCAGACUUUAAUAGAGAGGAAAGAGAGGUUGACAUAAACCUUACUGUGCAAAUUAAACCAGAAGACACAGAGGAAGUGUUAAAAAAGGAUACAGAUAUAUCCCUUCAAUCCAAAUGUGAUGAUGAUCAAUCGGGUAUAGCUUCUGAGUCAGAUGCGUUCGAGUCUACAAUCCCCAAUAAAUUGGCUGUUUCUGCUUCACACAAAACAUGUAAAAAUCACACUGAAAAAGAAGCUGUAGAAAUAAAAACAGACAAGCUAGUUGAAGAUGGUUCUUCCGGGACUGAUCUUGGUUCUUCAGACACUAUCAUAACUGAUGUCCAGACAGCAUUGACAACAGUAACCAGAUCAGUAUAUUCCCAGCAGGACCAGGAGUCCUCAGAUUCCUCCCCAGAGGAUGAGCACUCAGUGAUAGAACUUCCCAAAGCCCCUGAAAAGACAUGCAAAACAUCCAAAAUAAUAUCAAAGUCAAAAACAAAGCCUGACUCUAAAGGUAGUGCUACAUCUACUCAGAAAAAGUCUUCUAUCUCUAAGGAGGUGGAGAAGCCCAAAUCAAGAAUCCCUAUAAAAGCUAUUUCCCACAAAUCAGAGACAGAACAUGAUUUAUCUGUGAAACCUUCUAAGGAGAAAAAGUCUAAAUUGCCUAUAAAACCUGAAACCAGGAGAAAAUCUGAGACAGACACAGGUCCCUCUGUAAGCUCCAGAGUGACAAGGUCUAUCAAAGCCAAGAGCUUCUGUGAAAGUGAUUCUACAAAGAAACCAUCAAAAAAGGACCAGGGUCGUCCAGCAGGUACUGAGUUGCCCAACAAAUAUAAGACAUUACCAUCGAAGUUACCUGUCAGGGGAAAGACCGGUAAACCAACUCAUACCACUACAACUAACAAAAAAGAUCAGCCUUCUGAGAGACGCAAGAAGUCUAUUGAUUUUUUUGAACAGAUUAGUGACGAGGCAGCUAAGCUAGUGGAAAGGUUAGCACAAGCAGAGAAAGAGGAGGCAGCUGCCAUGUCGGACGAUGAAAGCAGCACCAUAGAUGUCUCAGUAAUAGAAAGUGAGCCUUUCCCUGACAUGCAGAUGCCUCUUCCUGAGGACCCAUUGGUCAUUAGGCCUCGAUGGGACGAUCCUGUUGAGACGCAGAUGGAAAGAAUCCCUGCUGAUAAAGCACAAGCCCAAAGUCAAGUGGAUUCACAGGAUGAGCUUGACAGGAAGGAAGGACGAUUAGCUGUAAUGGCUGAUCAUCUUGGUUUCAGCUGGACAGAGCUGGCUCAUGAACUUGAAUUUGAUGAAGAGCAGGUCAAUCAGAUACGAGUAAAGAAUCCAAACUCAUUACAAGACCAAAGCCAGGCACUCAUAAGACAGUGGAGAAACAGAGAGGGGAUAAAUGCUACAGAAAGUAUUUUGAUCUUAAAACUUACAAAGAUUAACCGAAUGGACAUUGUACAUCUCAUCGAAUCAAAGAUCAUACAGUCCACUCAGGACCACUCAUCACAUACCUAUGCAGAAAUGGAGCAGUCUAUAUCACUAGACCACAGUGAAGGUUUCUCCGCUCUUCACGAGGACAUCGGAAGUCCUAGACCAAUCCGUCAAACCGAGCUUGCUUCAAGAAGGCCAAAGUCUGGGAGUAAACCUCCGUUAGUAUCUGUUGAAGAUCUCUCUUCUAGUGCAUCUUCACUAAGUGAUACGCAGAAAGAGAAGUUGCAGCUGCACAAAGAUAAAGCUGAAGAGGUGGCUGCAGGCUCAACACUAUCUGGUGUUGAGAUGAUUGGACUAAGACAGCAGUUCCCUGGCACUGUCAAAAAAGAAAUAGCUGAAGAGCUAGGUUUGCUGUCUGAUAGCUCAGAGGAAGAGGUGUUGACCACCCGAGUGGUACGACGCAGAGUUAUAAUCCAGGGAGAUGAUUUGCCUGAAAUUUCUCCACCCAGUGUGACAGAAGAGCAAUACACAGAUGAGCAUGGAAACAUAGUCAUCAAAAAGGUCACAAGGAAAAUUAUCCGGAAGUACGUAUCUGCAGAUGGAGUGGAGCGAGAGGAAGUGAUGGUGGAGGGAGCUCCGCAAGAAGCUAUCACUGUAGAUGAUGCUGAUGGUUUUUCCAAAGUGGUGAAAAGGACAGUGGUGAAGAGUGCGGGAGACCAGACCGAGGUGAUGUUUUCUGAAUCGUUGCCUGUUGGUGAGAUGACAACCUCUGAGUUUGAAGGCGAUACUGCUGAAGGUCGCAAAGUAAGCAAGGUCAUCAAAACCAAGGUGGUGAAGGGGGAGAGGAUGGAAAAGCAAAUUGGUGAUCCUUCGUUGUCAGCAGACCUCCCUUCGGCAAAAGAUGACUUUGAAAAGGCUCUGAGUUAUGCAGGGGGCUUUGACAAAGUGCUCUUACCUCAUUUAGUGGAGAGAGAGAUCGUGAAGGAGGAUGGAUCUAUGAUCAGAAGGACCCGCAUGCAUAAGACACGCACUCAGAAGAAGACUGUGGUGAGGGACAGCCAGAGCAAACACAUCCACCUGGAGCGACUUGAGGACACUCCGGAGUCCCUACAACCUGACGACCUGCAGCAGCACCUACACCAACUGCUCCAUCGCUACUGCACACCAGAAGUGGAGGAGGAGGUGGAAGAGGCAGGGGAGGUGGUGGAAAGAAAAGAAAAGCAGGACACAAACGACUGAUUUUCUAUCACCCUUUCAUUAAUUUGCGCUGUGGCAAGCCUCCCAAAAACCUUAGCAGAAUAGAUCAGAUUGUGACCCAUAUCCUCUUUCGUCACAUUUGUUUCACACUAUCAAUAAGGCAGCAACAUCCGUGUUUCAGAUCCAUAUAUUUUGUGUUUAUAUUUAUAUCUUUUUUUGUUCUCCUUUGCAAAAAGGUUUGUGCUUCAAUUUUUGGGGGAUUUUUGUUGAUUUCGUUUUCCUCUUGUUUUUACUUUGUGACCAAAGAUAGUUUUACUUUAUUUGACACAACAUUUUGGCUAGAAAAUAAUCCUUAAUAGAGAAAAACAUAGCUAAACAUCUUGGACGUUACCAUCUUUACAAAAAGCCCUUUCUUUUAGAGCUGAUGUAAUGAUGUGUGUAAAUAUCAGAGCUGAAAAUUUCCCAACAUGCACUGUAAUGUCCAUAAACUGGACCGUUACAGUUCCUUCGCUCCACUUCUGUCCACAGGCUUUAGAUAACAGACUUUUUAAUGUCUGUUACAGGGGGCAUUGUUUACUACACACCACAAAUGCAGGCUUACAUUAGGACAGUAUUGAGAUUGUGUUUAAGGAGAAAAAAAAGAAAGGGGGGGGGGGAGAGAAAACGAAUGUGUAGUUUAUCACGAUACCCAGAAUGAGCUUGAGUAAUUUGUAUGCAGUCUAAAUGUAAAAUUCACAUAAAAAUUGCUAGUUGCUAGCUUUUAAUGUGCUUUUUGGGAGUCGUGUUGAAUGAAUGCUUAGCACAUUGUUCCUUACUCACGCUCGUUUUUUUUUUUUCUGUUGGUCCCACACAUAUUGUUAUAAAAAGGCGACAACAGCUUUGCACAGUGAAUCCAGUCUGCCCUAUUUACUCUGUGUGUGUGUGUGCGCGUGGAUGUUUCUUCUCCAUGUUAACCUCCAGUCACUACACUGCUACUCCUCGCUUGCACGUAAGAAAGUAGCACUCAUUAAAGGUAAUUUUAUCAGAUGAUCUUGUUGCUCCCUUCAGUUUUUCCAACACUUUUCACUAAUACAGUAAUCCCCCGCUUUACCGCGGUUCGAAUCUCACGCCCCCGGUUAAUCGCGGAAUUGAAUUUGCCACAUAACUAAUCUGUUAGGCUGAGUUUUUCCGAUCUCUCGCGGAUAGUACGAUAGACCACAAAACCUAUAGGGAAUUGUUUUUUUAUGGAGUGUUAUGUUGAAAUAAUGAAAUAAAAAUAUGAUUAUGAAUUAUGAGAUGAAGUUGAAUGUUAAUACAGUACAGAACUGUAUACGUAAAAUAGUAUUUUUGGGUUUGCGUUUUGGGCGGAUUUGAAACGGAACCACCGCGAAAAUCGGGGAUUACUGUAUUUAAAGGACAGCUGUUAGUAAUGACUCAUGACCACGAUUCAUAAUCGUAACUCUCCUAAAAAAUCUAACAUCUUCGCAGACUUGAUGUCAUUUCCUUUCACACUAGUGGCACAAGAGCAAAAUGAAUAGAGAAUUUCACAGGGCUGUUACAUGACGAUGUGUUGCAAAUCUAAAACAUGUAUUUCAUUGUGGCUCACAACAGUAAUCAAGUAAAAAAACAAAUGACGUGAAUAAGAUGAAAUAUACUACUGUUAUGUAAAAUAUCCUGGAGUUUACAGGAUCCAAUUAGAAAUAUUAAAAAUGAACUGCAUGGUUCCCAUUAUUAAAAACAUUCUUUAUUUUUAUUGAUUUAUUUACAUUUUUAUUGAAAGGCUUCUACAUGACUUACGUUUAAAUGCUGCAAAUUUUCCAAUCAAAAACAAAACCAGAAAACGACAAAGCAGAAGAGUUGAAGUUGUAGUGCAGAUACACUGACCUGCUUUUAGACCCUAAAUAACACCACCUACUUUCUCAUUUAUGGUUUUGUAUUUCUCUUGCCUUAUAUAUAUAUAUAUCAGGAUCACGGCUACUGUACUCUCUGCGAAGCUUUUAUCACUGAUGCGUAGACGGACUGUGAAAUUUGUAAAAUCUCUCUUCCCGGUUGUGCCGAGUCCUUUAAUAUACCUGUUUAUGGCUAUAAACAACAGUUUUAGUGAAUGCAGUAGUAGCAGUUUAAUUAUCAUAUCAUGUUUUGUGAAUCUGUGAUUUGAUGGUAUAUUUACAGUGGCACUGGAGAACACGUGUUGGCACAAAAGGCCGUAAAAGUUACACCCUAUCUCAAGGCAUGAGCAUUCAAAUAAACCUUCACAGUUUGGUUCAUCGCCCAUAAAGAAUGUGUACAAGUGUGUAUUUAGUGGUCUUUACGAGUAGCAAGUUAUCCUUUUAUAUAUAUAUAUAUAUAUAUAUAUAUAUAUAUAUAUAUAUAUAUAUAUAUAUAUAUAUAAAUAAAAAGUUGACAUUUAAGCAUGUGUACUUUAAAGCCAUUCUUGAAAUUUGAUUUUAAGCUUCAGAUGAAAAAAAGCUUGGGGUCACAGUCAGAGUCGGAGCGUGUGAUUAAUAAUUUCGGCAGCGCAGGACAUUUACUGUUUGAAAUCGUUUCAUGAAUAAGCAUCUUGUUUCUAGGCUGAUGAACAUCUAUAAAAAGCAUGUGUUCAUGACUAACAAACAACAUCAACAAAAAGAGAGAAACAAACAAAAACAGCAGCUGCAGUGUGUAAAUGAUGGAUAAUAAAUGAUAUCAUGUAGAUCA